Coregonus clupeaformis (lake whitefish) is the source of this 4108-nucleotide messenger RNA. RefSeq names its product POZ-, AT hook-, and zinc finger-containing protein 1. Bases 789 to 2792 code for a protein of 667 amino acids. The record is from RefSeq and is a predicted model, not a curated record. NCBI's taxonomy places the organism in Eukaryota, Metazoa, Chordata, Actinopteri, Salmoniformes, Salmonidae. The transcript has 4 exons. Gene Ontology annotation, molecular function: protein binding. Gene Ontology annotation, biological process: regulation of immune system process; negative regulation of transcription by RNA polymerase II; regulation of cytokine production.
AUUGUGCUGCGUAUUUGGAAUAAUGAGUUGCUCGGUAUUUCAUUCGUGGGGUUGCCUGAUUUGUUAAAGCAGACAGGUACAGACUAGUAUUUUCCUCAGUCUUAAUGAAUGUCCUUCAUGGUUUGUUUACAUUUUUGCUUUUGGGCUGACAACAUGGAUUUUUACAUCUUAUCAAAUUGGGUUUCGGUUCUCAUUUUCUUGCCCUUACUCAGAACAUGACAGGGCUAUUAUUUGCAUAUGCGGAUGGAAGCUUUUUUAAAUUGUGCAAUUCUCCAAAGGCAUCUGAACUUUGAACAGCAGCCUUUUAAAAAAUGUAUUUUGGUGUCCUAAAAUCUUAAGGGGUUCCGUAAGAAUUGAACGAUCGGUCAUGUGUCAACAACGCCUGGGCAGAGGUACUCACACCAUCUCAACCUCGUCUGUGGCUGGGGGAGGGGGCUUGUGUGGGAGAAACCAGGAAGAGAAAUAGUAUUAUUAUGUAUUUGACAACUUCAACCUCAUGUAGCCUAAAUAGCUAGUGUCUAUUUGACGAAUACAUUUUACAUGCAUUACUCGACACAACGGAGACCCACUUUAUGUCAAAGCGAAAUGAAAAUUGAGAACGAUCCCGCUUUGCAACGAAAAAGGUUAAAGUUCACAGGAAGCUGGGGGGCUACCAUUUUUCCCUGCUACUUAAAUUUUAGAUGCUAGAGAGGGAGGGGUGGUUGUCGUGGUUUUAUUUAAUUUCCCCCGACUAUUGAGCUUUAUACGUUUUUUUUGGUUUCGCCACCCCUAUUCGCUAACAAAAAUUGAUGUUGAAUGAUUUCGGCAUGGAGAGAAUAGCGGAGCAGUCGUGGAAUUCUUCAUACACCUAUCAGGUGAGCAAGCAUAGCGCGGAGAUGCUACACAACCUCAACAUUCAGAGGAAAGAUGGAGGCAGGUUUUGCGAUGUGAUCUUGCGCGUCGGUGAAGACAGCUUCCCUGCCCACAAGGCGGUACUGGCGGCGUGCAGCGAGUAUUUCGAGUCCGUUUUUGGUUGUCAAACGGAGGGCGACGGGGAGGCAAAAGAGCUUGAGAUGCAUACGAUAAGCCCCAAAGUUUUUAAAGACAUUUUGGACUUUGCCUACACCUCUAGGAUUGUGGUACGAUUGGAAUGUUUCCCCGAGUUGAUGACAGCUGCUAAGUUUCUGCUAAUGCGUUCUGUCAUCGAGAUAUGCCAAGAAGUAAUCAAACAGUCCAAUGUACAAAUUCUUGUUCCACCCUCUCGAAGAGGCGACGUCAGUUUGUUCCGUGCCACAGGGGGCUCAGAAUUUAGUUUCACAUUGGCUGUAGACAACAUGUCAAAUGGGAAUGGCUUGUUGGCUAAUGGCAACAAUCUAUUUACCAACAAUGGGCAAACGCAUAAUGUGGACGGAAAUCAGGCCAAUGACACAGUCAUGUCGGAUGGCAGCCCCCAGUCCGCUAUGCCAGUCCUGCAGCCCGUGUCUCCAUCAGAGAUGACAGGCAACCCGUUCCAAGAAGAGGGCUCUUCGGGUUCCAAGAGAGGCAGGGGGCGACCAAAGAAAGGCACAGCCAUGGAGCCUAUUAAUUACAACAUCAGCACCUCUGACGUUAAAGAAGACAUUGAGCAGCUAUUUCCUUGUGGAAUAUGUGGCAAAGCAUUUACAGAGGCUGUGCGGUUGAGAAACCACGAAGCGCAGCAUGGAGCGUCCAGCCAUGGCGCGAGUAGCAGCAACUGCUUGUCUGGCGAGGGAGGCCCUACCUCGAUAUCGCACUCUGGUCAGCCCGGUCUGUUGGAGAAUGGCAUGCCCUUGCAUGGAGGAGUAGGCCUAGAUAACAGCCGUAAGCGCGAGAGGACGAGACGUCACGUUGGCUGUGACAUUUGUGGGAAGGUUUUCCGGGAUGUCUACCACCUGAACCGACACAAGUUGUCUCAUUCCGGGGAAAAGCCAUAUGCUUGCCAUGUCUGUGGCCUGCGGUUCAAGCGCAAGGACAGGAUGUCAUACCAUGUGCGGUCACAUGAUGGAUCUGUGGGCAAACCUUACGUCUGUCAAAGCUGUGGAAAGGGGUUUUCCAGGCCAGACCAUCUGAAUGGACACAUCAAGCAGGUUCACACAACAGAGAGACCCCAUAAGUGCCAGAUUUGUAAUGCCUCCUUUGCUACAAGAGAUCGCCUGCGGUCCCACCUGGCUUGUCAUGAGGACAAGAUCCCCUGCCAAAUGUGUGGGAAGUACCUCCGAGCUGCGUACAUGACCGACCACCUCAAGAAACACAGUGAAGGACCUCACAACUACUGUGGUAUAUGCAACAAAGGUUUCUCCACUGCGUCCUACCUUAAGGUGCACGUAAAAUCGCACCAUGGCUCGCCAUUGUUCCCCCGUAGUGCCCCAGCGCACGGUGCCUUCCCUGCACCGCACGGGGAGCCGCAGAUGCACGGCGGCGCCCCCUACCUCACGGGACGCCAGUGCACAGUGGAAGGCAAGCAGCCGCCCACCCCGCUCCGCUCCACCCUGCCUCCAAGCAAAGGCUAUGUCUCUUCUUGCUUUGUGUUGAUCAUCAUCUGCUCGGCUGCUUGUGGAGAAAACAUGCUGCAUCUGUUUUUGCAAAAACACAAGCAUACACAUACGCACACAAAGCAUAUAGGUAUUCCUGCCUAUGCCUGCGCAGUAAUGCUAACGCUAAAGGAUCCAUCCCCUCUGUGCCUCCAUCAGCUAACAGUAGGGACACUGUCUUCAGACGAAGCACCAUAUGUACAGCAGGCUGAUAUGGUUGUCCUGGCUAAUAUUGUGUAUAUAAAGAGCUUUUUAGGCCCAUAGCAGCAGACUUCUUUCUAAAUCAGCAUGCAUGUGUAGUUGUCUGCUCUUCUGCUUGGUUUAUAUAGUGAAGAGAGGAGAAGGAAAGUGAGAGGGAGUUGAUUAGGGAACUUCGCUUUUUACUAAGCAGAGAUCAUGUGAAUUAAGCUAUCAAUAAGGAUAACUUUUACUCAAUGGGUUAGAAUGUGUAUAGGCCUAUUUCUUGAAAUAAAAAUAUGACAUCAAUUUUUGAAAUUGCAGCCUUUGGCGUCUUCUCUAAUGGGCUACUGCCCCCCAGUGGUCAGUUUUGCGAUACUGCAGGUUGUCAGGGAUUCAGUCAGCUGAUAAAUAGCUACAACAAAGAAGUGCAUGUAUGCCUCCCCAUGUUCCAAAUGGCCUUGUUGCUCUUCAGUCAGGGUGUUCAGCAUGGCAAUGUGAACGCUGUCUGAAAACACUGUUUGUUGCUUGCUGUCAUCUCCAUCGACUUGUAGCCAUUGGCCAAACCAUGCACUAUAAUGUUGCAUGUCUAUUGAGUCAUACAGUACAGUGCAGUGUUCCUCUGGAUUCAAUGGAUCUUUUUUCAACUAUUAUUGCCAUGGCAACUAGCAGCAGCCUAUGGAUUCGGCUAUACAGUACUUCAUUCUGGUAGAGAGUGAGAAGAAGUCAAAGCAAUGUGGAGAGUAGGUUUGGGCGAUAUACCGUAUACCGGGGUAUUUAGACAUACCAACAGUACUUGUAUUUAUUUUUUAGUUGGAGGGGGGGCCCCCGGCUUGGCCACCCCGCCUCGACCACCCGCCUCGCGCUCAUUGCUAGCUAAGUGGCUAGAUGGCAAGAUCAAGCUUAUUGGUUACAGCAGAGACAAUCAAUCCCCUCUUGGAUCAAGAUCCAUGUUCCCUAAAUUGUUUUGUGCAUUAAAAAAAACAUGAAAACAUAAAAAUAUUAAAAAUAAAAAAUAAUGAAAUAGCGCCCCUUGUGUGCCCUUCCGGUAAUAACUUAUACCCCGGUAUGGUACAGAAACAGUAUAAAGGUAUGAAAAUCUGAAUAUCGCCCAACCCUAGUCGAGAGAGGUUUAGAUUCUAGGUUAAAACCUUGAACUCAAUUCAGUUUUUUGACUAGAAGUUGACUUCCUAGUGAUUACCUAUCUCCGAUCUAAAAUUGUUGCAAUGUGGUGGCAUGCUAGAAUUCUAAAUCUAUUGGCCAACUGCUUUUAUUUAGAAUAAAUAAAGUUUGCUGGCUUGGCAAGUAAUACAGGAAAAAGUUUCAUUCACUGUUUACAGUUUUGUCUAUUGUAAUCACUGGACAAAGUAAAGCUACUAAGUUAGAUUUAGUAAGGUCUGGGU